Messenger RNA from Miscanthus lutarioriparius, 324 nucleotides. Lineage: Eukaryota; Viridiplantae; Streptophyta; Magnoliopsida; Poales; Poaceae. The record is from the annotation of a GenBank genome assembly.
AUGCAGAUCAUGGACGGUGCAGGGGUGGAGCAGGUGCGCAUGGACAUGGGCAAGAACCAGGUGACGGGGACGGGGACCAUGGACGCCAAGGCCCUGCCGGAGAAGCUGCGGCGCCCCGUGGACGUGGUGGCGCCGGGCAAGGACAAGGACGGCAAGGAGAAGGGCGGGAAGGAGGGUGGCGGCAAGGACGGGAAGGACGCGGCGACCAAAGUGCUGACGGUGGAGCUGGAGGCGUGGAAGGCCGCCUUCUACGUCCAGCAGUCGCUGAUCAACGCUGAGUUCAUGCUCAGCGACGAGAACCCCAACGCCUGCGCCGUCAUGUGA